Plasmopara halstedii is the source of this 703-nucleotide messenger RNA. RefSeq lists its product as uncharacterized. The record is from RefSeq and is a predicted model, not a curated record. NCBI's taxonomy places the organism in Eukaryota, Oomycota, Peronosporomycetes, Peronosporales, Peronosporaceae. The coding region runs from base 271 to 510 and encodes 79 amino acids. The transcript has a single exon.
CUGCAUUAUCUAAUUUAUGGCUAAGAAAAUAGUGAUACUCAGGAGACGCCAGAACCUGUGAAGGAUUGAGCUAUAAAUGAAUUCUUCUUCUAUCGAGAUAAAUGUAAAACACUCACGCAUCGCUAGCUUACUUAAUCAACAUAGAUCUUGGUUUGGCGUUUGCCAAGCGUAAGGGAAUAGAGACGGCCCUUUAUCAUUGAAAUAUUAAAGAUCAAGCCUAAGUCACACUCUUUGCAACACCAUUCGCAGCUUGAGAGACUGAUAACGUAUAUGUUCACAGAAAUUUGUUGUCUGCCCGUGAUGACCAUUUGCCACAUUUCUGCAGUAUUCUUGUCCGCAAAUGAUUUCAGUAUUAUCGAUGCUGCCAAUACAAUUAUCAUUAACUUUAUCCAUCACGAUAUCAAGCAUCUAAUGAAGACUUUUGCCCGACAGCUUAGGUUUCACAUUUGGGCCAAAUUCCAUUAUAUUGAAUGUAUUGCUGCUUUUCUCCUGCAUCGCUGGAAUUGGUGAAUCUCGAAAAUGCCAAGAAUGUUAAGUUGCCACGACCUGAUGUGAUUUGUUUGCGAGUAAGAAGAAAGUAUGCUACUGGAAUCAUUUGAGCUAUCAUGAAACCGGCUAAUGCUAUGAUACUUGGCAUUGAAAUAAGGCAUCACUAAAGAUAUCGAAAACUGAAACGCAAGCGUUUUUGAAGUUGAUAUUGGAC